Pelodiscus sinensis (Chinese soft-shelled turtle) is the source of this 4437-nucleotide messenger RNA. Lineage: Eukaryota; Metazoa; Chordata; Testudines; Trionychidae. The record is from RefSeq and is a predicted model, not a curated record.
GCGGGACUAGGGAGACUAGGGUGAAGGGGGUCUGGACUCAGCAGCGGCAACAGCAUGGAGACCCCGGGGUAGGGCCCGGCCCGGCGGGGAGGCUGCAGCUGAGGCUCCUCCGCGCCUAGAGCCCCUACCAGCGGCGUCAGCUGUGCGGCAAUAUGCCGGCUCCUGAGCAAACCCCUUUGGGGGAGGAGGGGCUGCAGCAGACCACCCAGGAAACCUCCACAGGACCGGGCAUGGAGCCAGAGACCACUGCCACUACCAUUCUAGCAUCUGUAAAAGAGCAGGAACUCCAGUUUCAAAGACUCACCAGAGAACUGGAGGUGGAAAGGCAAAUCGUUGCCAGUCAGCUAGAAAGAUGUAGGCUUGGCGCAGAAUCACCAAGUAUUGCCAGCACAAGCUCUACUGAGAAGUCGUUUCCUUGGAGAUCAGCAGAUGUGCCAACUACAGAUGUAAGCAAACCCAGAGUGUCCGACAGUGUCCAUAUCAAUACAUAUCAAAUUAAAGCAGAGCCAGAACAAGGGAACCUCUACUCACCAGAACAGACAUCUCUCCAUGAAAGGUCAGUAGGUAACUCAAGAAGUUCAACACAAAUGAAUUCUUAUUCUGACAGUGGUUACCAGGAAGUAAGCAAUUUCCAUAACAGCCAGAACUUGAGCAAGUCAGAAAAUAGACAGCAGCAUUCACUUACUGGAACCACUAGUAAUCAUUUGGUGAAAAACUCACGGGCUGAAGGACAAACUUUAGUUCAGCCUUCCGUAAAUAUUGCUGCAAACCGAGCGAUGAGGCGUGUUAGUUCAGUUCCAUCCAGAGCACAGUCUCCUUCUUAUGUUAUCAGCACAGGUGUUUCUCCUUCAAGGGGGUCACUGAGAACUUCUUUAGGAAGUGGUUAUGGUUCACCCUCAGUUACUGAAUCACGACCCCUUACUUCUAAUGCAUAUUCAUCCACUACAUUACCUGUACAGCGAGCAACUUCUCCUUAUACCACACAAAGACCUGCUUCACCAGCAGCUGUACGGCGGAUCAGUUCAGUCACAUCUAGGCAGUCAGCUAAUCCCAGUGGAGGAACUUCUCAAUACCAAGCAUCUGUCAGAGUGGGCUCACCACUUGCUCUAACUGAUACACAGACAAGAGUAGCUUCUCCAUCUCAAGCGCAGAUGGGAUCAUCUUCCCCAAAACGCUCAGGCAUGACUGCAGUUCCACAGCAUUUGGGAACAACGUUACAAAGAACAAUUCAUGACAUUGACCAGUAUGGACAGCAAUAUGAUAUCUACGAGAGAAUGGUACCGCCACGUCCAGAUAGCCUUACAGGCUUGAGGAGUUCGUAUGCUAGUCAGCACAGUCAACUUGGGCAAGAAUGUCGUUCAGCUAUAUCUCCUGACCUACAGAUCACCCCAAUAUAUGAAGGACGAACCUAUUACAGUCCAGUGUACCGCAGUCCAAAUCAUGGAGCAGUUGAGCUUCACCAAGGAUCUCAGACAGCACUAUAUCGAACUGGGUCAGGUGUUGGAAAUCUACAAAGGUCAUCCAGUCAGCGUAGCACACUUGCAUACCAAAGAAAUAAUUAUGCCCUGAACACAACGGCUGCCUAUGCGGAACCCUACAGGUCAAUGCAGUACCGACUGUCAGAGUCCAGUUAUAACAGGCUACAGCAUACAACGCCAGCAGAUGAUGGUACAACCAGAUCUCCAUCUAUAGACAGCAUACAGAAAGAUCCUAGGGAGUUUGCAUGGCGGGAUCCAGAAUUGCCUGAAGUCAUUCAUAUGCUUCAGCACCAGUUCCCAUCAGUUCAAGCAAAUGCAGCAGCCUACCUUCAGCACCUGUGUUUUGGAGAUAAUAAAGUAAAAACUGAGGUAUGUAGGUUAGGAGGAAUCAAACAUCUGGUUGACCUUUUGGAUCACAGAGUCCUUGAAGUUCAGAAGAACGCUUGUGGUGCACUGAGAAACUUAGUUUAUGGAAAGUCAACUGAUGAAAAUAAAAUAGCAAUGAAGAAUGUUGGUGGGAUACCUGCCCUUUUGAGAUUGUUAAGAAAAUCUAUUGAUGCAGAAAUAAGAGAGCUUGUAACAGGAGUUCUCUGGAACUUGUCCUCAUGUGAUGCAGUAAAGAUGACAAUCAUUCGAGAUGCUCUAUCAACACUAACACACACUUUGAUAGUUCCACAUUCUGGAUGGAAUAAUUCUUCCUUUGAUGAUGAUCAUAAAAUUAAAUUCCAGGCUUCCCAAGUUCUGCGCAAUACUACAGGAUGCCUGAGGAAUUUAAGCUCCGCGGGAGAAGAGGCAAGGAAGCAGAUGAGGUCUUGUGAAGGACUGGUCGAUUCUUUGCUAUAUGUGAUCCACACAUGUGUGAACACAUCAGAUUAUGACAGCAAGACAGUGGAGAACUGUGUGUGCACACUGAGAAACUUGUCCUAUCGCCUAGAACUGGAGGUACCUCAGGCACGGCUGCUAGGUAUAAAUCAAUUGGAUGACUCAGACUCAGAGCCAAGCUGCUGGGGGAAAAAAAAAAAGAAGAAAAAACGGACUUCACAAGAGGAUCAGUGGGAUGGAGUUGGACCUAUACCAGGAUUUUCAAAGUCUCCUAAAGGUGUGGAAAUGCUGUGGCACCCUUCGGUAGUAAAACCAUAUCUAACACUUCUAGCAGAAAGCUCCAACCCAGCUACUUUAGAGGGCUCUGCAGGAUCUCUCCAGAAUCUUUCUGCAGGGAACUGGAAGUUUGCAGCAUAUAUUCGAGCAGCUGUCAGAAAAGAAAAAGGGCUUCCAAUCCUUGUGGAACUUCUAAGAAUGGAUAAUGAUAGAGUUGUUUCUUCUGUGGCCACUGCCUUAAGGAAUAUGGCUUUAGAUGUUCGCAAUAAGGAGCUUAUUGGUAAAUACGCAAUGCGAGAUCUGGUGAAUCGCCUUCCAGGAGGCAGUGGCCCAAGUAUAUUGUCUGAUGACACUGUAGCAGCAAUCUGCUGUGCUUUGCAUGAGGUCACCAGUAAAAACAUGGAAAAUGCCAAAGCUCUGGCUGACACCGGAGGAAUAGAAAAACUGGUGAACAUAACAAAAGGAAGGGGUGACAGAUCAUCAUUGAAAGUGGUCAAGGCAGCAGCCCAGGUAUUGAAUACAUUAUGGCAAUACCGAGACCUCCGUAGCAUUUAUAAAAAGGAUGGAUGGAAUCAGAAUCAUUUUAUUACACCAGUAUCAACAUUAGAACGAGACCGAUUCAAAUCGCAUCCCUCUUUGUCUACAACAAAUCAGCAAAUGUCACCUAUCAUUCAGUCAGUUGGCAGCACAUCUUCAUCGCCGGCACUGCUAGGAAUUAGAGAACCUCGUUCUGAAUACAAUAGGACACAACCUUCUAUGCAGUAUUACAAUAGCCAAGGUGAUGUCAUUACGCAUAAAGAUAUAUAUCCUGGGUCCAACAAAGCUUCACCAAUUUACAUCAGUUCCUAUUCUUCACCAGCAAGAGAACAAAAUAGACGGCUACAGCAUCAGCAGUUGUACUACAGUCAAGAUGACUCCAACAGAAAGAACUAUGAUGCAUACAGAUUAUAUUUACAGUCCCCACAUAGCUAUGAAGACCCCUAUUUUGAUGAUCGAGUUCACUUUCCAGCCUCUACAGAUUACAUGACACAAUAUGGACUGAAAUCUACCACAAAUUAUGUAGACUUCUAUUCCACUAGACGACCCUCUUACAGAGCAGAACAAUACCCAGGGUCACCUGAUUCUUGGGUGUAGCAUCAGAAAUUCACACAGAGGAAUGCUAUAGUUUCUAAACUUGCUUGAGAAGAAAUGGAAUGGCCUGUUUGCUGUUUGGAUGAUGAAAUGUGAAAGUGAAAUAAAAGGAGGAACAAGGAGGAGCUUUUAUCAGGAAGGUGAGAGAGAAAUUGGAAGGCAGAACUUUUAUGCUCUGUUUAGACUUUAGAUCUAAUUACUUGUAGUUCCUAUAGUCUGGUGAAGGUGUGGGCGAUGUGAUGAAAGGUUUGAGAAUUGAGUAAAAUGAAUUUGGAAAAAGUGUAGGUCAGAUAAAAUUGAAGCUGAUUUUUAAAAUGUGAAUAAAAGACUUAUGAUAGUUUGUACAGAAAAAUAAAAUGGAUGCCCUUUUUGUUUUAUUGCUAUUACUAAAUGUCAAGAUUGUAUGCUAUUACGUCUUGUAAAUUUCUUUCAUUGGUGUAAAUAUGGAAAUGCCACAUUGUUUAAAAGUGCCAUCAUUUGUAAUGCAGUGUGUCGUUUGAAAACAAAUUUGGAAAGCUGACAUCUUUAAACAAAAAAAUACAAGGAACUGUUAUAAAAGUAAAAAUUCAGUACAUCAUUUUUGUUUAAAAAAUGAAUGGUGUAAUUUUGAAGCACAAAGUACAGUCAAGUAUAUCUCCAUCUUUCUCAUUCCCUGCCUCUUUCAUAGGAUACUUCACUGCCAUUUUCUAUGCACAUGGAAGAAAAAAUAAAUGUGGAAGUCUCAUCCAUG